Molecule: messenger RNA, 6576 nt
Organism: Poecilia reticulata (guppy)
Lineage: Eukaryota; Metazoa; Chordata; Actinopteri; Cyprinodontiformes; Poeciliidae
Source: RefSeq, a predicted model, not a curated record
AAUAAAUGCAAGAUGGCUCCUCAUAUAAAAACAGUCUUCUUGGUCGCCCUCAGCGUGCAACAAAAUAACUCUCUAAUCCUUAUUAGGUUAAAAUAUUUAUCCGCGACGAGUUCUGAAGGAUAAACUGAGCUUUUGCUUGGCGACGUUAGGCUGUAUUUUGUGGAAAUAUAAAGUAUAAGGACAGCAGGGACGGCUUUGAAGACAUGGUUGUGAGAGCUCGGAGUCUUCGUGAACCGUUGGGCUGCUGAGGAUCACACAGCCCCGGCAGGGCCGUAGUUAGCAGCUAACUAGCUAAUGACUUCGCCCACUAUCCUCUACCGUUUUGGAACCCUCAAAGAAAAGAAGGAAUACAACCAAUGCUGAAUGUGGGAAGUUGAAGCUCCUGUAACAAAUGAUCAUGGCUGUAUCAAGACUUGACCGUUUGUUUAUCUUGCUCGACACUGGAACCACACCAGUAACCAGGAAGGCAGCAGCCCAGCAGCUUGGAGAAGUGGUGAAACUUCACCCACAUGAACUCAACAACCUCCUGUCAAAGGUGCUUACAUAUCUACGGAGUCCCAGCUGGGACACUCGAAUUGCAGCCGGCCAAGCUGUGGAGGCCAUUGUGAAAAAUAUUCCUGAGUGGAACCCGGCUCCGAAGCCAAAGGAAGAGUCCCGUGACGACCUGUCUCCGGAGGACUCGUCCUGUGAUCGGUUGAAUUUUUACCAUUUUGACAUCUCGCGCCUGCUCAGGCAUGGAGCGUCGCUGCUCGGAUCCGCAGGAGCCGAGUUUGAGCUGCAGGAAGACAAAACUGGUGAGAUGGAUCCUAAGGAACGUCUGGCUCGUCAGAGGAAGCUGCUCCAGAAGAAGCUGGGUCUGGAUAUGGGAGCUGCGAUAGGAAUGGACACAGACGAGCUGUUCAACGACGAGGACCUGGACUAUUCCUGCCAUCCCAGCGGCUUUAAAGCCCAAGGAUCCAGAGCUACAGCUGGCUGCAGCUCCCGCAACCACGUGACUAUUCAAGCUGCUGAAUUGAUCGACUCGGAGUUCCGGCCCGGCAUGAGCAGCCGUCAGAAAAACAAAGCCAAAAGAUUGGCUAAACUCGUGGCAAAACAAAAAUCCAGAGACGUGGAUCCUAACGAGAAGAGCAAUGACAGCGUAGAAGGCGAACCUGAGGAGAAACGGAGGAAAACGACCAACGUCGUAAUCGACCAGCCGGCAACAGAACAUAAGGUCUUAAUUGACAACGUUCCAGACAACUCUGGUCUUUUAGAGGAGUCACACGAGUGGCCGUUGGAGAGCUUCUGUGAAGAGCUUUGUAACGACCUCUUCAACCCGUCAUGGGAGGUUCGUCACGGUGCGGGCACAGGCCUCAGAGAAAUCCUGAAGUCUCAUGGUUCUGGUGGUGGGAAGCUGGUUGGAAGCACUGCAGAACAGAUGUCGCGACAGCACCAGGAGUGGAUCGAGGAUCUGGUCAUCCGGCUCCUCUGUGUGUUUGCUUUGGACCGCUUUGGGGACUUCGUAUCUGACGAGGUGGUGGCUCCCGUCAGAGAGACGUGCGCCCAGACGCUCGGUGUCUCUCUUCUUCACAUGAGUGAAAACAGCGUUGCCAUGACGGUGGACGUCCUGCUGAAGCUGCUGAAGGAGGACCAGUGGGAGGUCCGGCAUGGAGGCCUGCUGGGGAUCAAAUAUGCCUUGGCUGUCCGACAGGACCUGAUCUCCGUCCUGCUUCCCCUGGUGCUGCCUGCGAUAACCGAAGGUCUGCAGGACCUGGAUGAUGAUGUCAGGGCGGUGGCUGCUGCUGCUCUCAUCCCAGUGGUGGAAGGGUUGGUCCAGCUCCUGCCCAACAAGGUUCCUUUUAUUGUAAACACACUAUGGGACGCACUCCUGGACCUGGACGACCUCACCGCUUCCACCAACAGCAUAAUGACGCUGCUGUCUUUGCUGCUGACCUUUCCUCAUGUCCGGCAGUGCAGCAUGGAGCAGUCUCUGACUGUCCUGGUUCCUCGAGUGUGGCCGUUUUUAAGACACACCAUAUCAUCCGUAAGAAAGGCGGCGCUGGAAACGCUUUUCACGCUGCUGUCUAAAGCCGACGAGGGUUGUGCGAUUUGGAUAAACCCCAUUUUACAAGACAUGUUGCGGCACAUCUUCCAGUCCUGCAUACUGGAGAGCAACGACGAAAUACUGGAGCUCAUUCAGAAGGUGUGGAUGGAGCUGCUGUCUCAGGUCCCCCAGCAGUUCGUGGUGGCAGCCAGCUGUCCUUGGAUGGGCGCCUGGCUCUGCCUGAUGAUGCAGGCUUCUCACAUCCCCAUAGACCUGAACAUGCUGCUGGAGGUGAAGGCCCGCUCCAAGGAUAAGACUGGAGCAAAGGCUCGGCUAGGAAACAAUCAGGUGAAGGAAACGGUCCAGCAGUACCUCGCCGGGGCUGAGACUGUAGCAGACGAUCCGUUGACCAGGGAUUACGUGGUGGUCCGUGCCAGACUCAUGGCCGCCAGGUUGCUGGGAGCUCUGUGUAGGUGCAUCUGUGACCCUCAGCUUAACGCCUCAUCCCAGGAGAUCCGGCCAGCCGAGUCUUUGGGCCAGCUGUUGCUCUUCCACCUCAACUCCAAGUCAGCCCUGCAACGGAUAGCCGUGGCUCUGGUUCUCUGUGAGUGGGCUGCACUGCAGAAGGAUUGCCAGAUAGUGUCGUCCAUGGUGCAGCCGCGACUUCUGGCCGUCCUCACCGAGCAGCUGUACUACGACGAGAUCGCCAUUCCUUUCACACGCAUGCAGAACGAAUGCAAGCAGCUCAUUUCGCUGCUCGCUGAAGUUCAGAUAGACCUUCAGGAUCGCCUCAACAGCAGCGUUUUCACCAUAGACCAAGCCAACGAACUGGUUACCACCAUCUUCACAGAGACGACGGCAGGUCUGAACGUAAAGUCCAAGCAGUGGCUGGUGCUGGAGAGCAAACGACAGCAAGCCCAGUCUACGGUGGUGGAGACCAACACGGAGUGGCAGCAGCUGCAUCUGCGCGUCCACAUGUUCACCGCCUGCGCCGCCAUCAACCUGGAGGUGCUUCCCGACAAGCUCAACCCUCUGGUGCGGCCGCUCAUGGAGACGGUCAAGAAGGAGGAGAACACCCUGAUCCAGAGUUACGCCGCUUCGUUCAUAGCCAAGCUGCUGCGGCAGUGCGCCGUUCGCUCGCCGUGCCCCAACCCAAAGAUCAUCAAGAACCUCUGCGCUUCGGCGUGCAUGGACCCCUCAGCCACGCCGUCGUCCGCUUGUCCCGUACCCACAGCGCAGGAACAGGCUAAAGGAGGUGGGCUGGAAAGAGAUGGCAUGCAUCACAUAGUGAACAAAACCCAGGGCAUCAUCACUCUGUACCGCCACCAACGGGCCGCGUUCGCAAUUACAAGCAAAAGAGGUCCGACACCGAAGGCGCCAAAAGCCCCGGUGACGGAGCUUCCUCCUGGCAGCACGAUAAGCUCCGAUAACGACGAGAACAAGAAGCAGUUUCUUGUUCAAAGACGAGGAGCGGAGUUUGCCCUAACGACCGUUGCUAAGCACUUUGGUGCGGACCUCAACAGGAGUCUGCCGUACCUCUGGGAAAACACGGUGGGACCGUUGAAGGCGGUCGCCAAGGAGAACCUCUGCAUCGACAGGCAGGCCCAGCUGGAGAGAGGCAAUGCGGCAGCUCAGGAAUUGGUCAACUCUCUCCAAGUUCUGGAAGUCAUGGCUGGAGCCAUGGCGGCUGAACUUCGACCUUUGUUACUGGAACACCUACCUCAUUUGUUUACGUGCCUGCAGCACCCGUACACGGCGGUGCGGCACAUGGCCGCGCGCUGCGUGGGCGUGCUCAGUAAGAUAGCCACACUGGAGACCAUGAACAGCUUCCUGGAGUCUGUGCUCCACUGGUUGGCUGCUAUCGACGACUGCACAAAACAGGAGGGCGCCAUCGAAGCGCUGGCUUGUGUGAUGGAGCAGCUGGACGUCGACAUCGUUCCCUACAUCGUGCUGCUGGUCGUUCCCGUUCUGGGCCGCAUGAGCGACCCCAGUGACAGCAUCCGCUUUAUGGCCACUCAGUGCUUCGCUACGUUAAUCCGCCUGCUGCCUCUAGAGGCAGGAAUACCAGACCCGCCGGCCAUGUCGGCCGACUUGAUCCAGCAGAAAGCGAGAGAGCGUCAGUUUCUGGAGCAGCUGCUGGACGGCAGGAAGUUGGAGAACUAUAAGAUCCCUGUGCCGAUUAAAGCCGAGCUCAGGAAGUAUCAGCAGGACGGCGUGAACUGGCUGGCGUUCCUGAACAAAUACAAGCUGCACGGGAUCCUCUGUGACGAUAUGGGCCUGGGGAAGACGCUGCAGUCCAUCUGCAUCCUGGCAGGAGAUCAGUACCUCAGGGCUCAGGAAUAUGCGAAGACCAAGGCGGCAGACUGCAGCCCCCUGCCCUCGCUGGUGGUGUGUCCGCCCACGCUGACGGGCCACUGGGUGGACGAAGUGGCCAAGUUCUGCUCCAAAGAGUUCCUCAACCCGCUGCACUACACCGGGCCUCCCACGGAGCGAAUGCGGUUGCAGCAUCAAGUGAAAAAACACAACCUGGUAGUCGCUUCCUAUGAUGUCGUGCGGAACGACAUCGACUUUUUUAGAAAUAUAAAAUUUAAUUACUGCAUCCUGGAUGAGGGUCAUGUGAUCAAGAAUGGGAAAACCAAACUGUCCAAAGCCAUCAAGCAGCUGGCGGCCAACUUCAGGGUCAUCCUGUCGGGAACGCCCAUCCAGAACAACGUCCUGGAGCUCUGGUCGCUCUUCGACUUCCUGAUGCCCGGCUUCCUGGGAACAGAACGCCAGUUCGCCGCUCGCUACGGGAAGCCCAUCCUGGCCAGCCGCGACGCCAAGAGCUCGUCCAGAGAACAGGAAGCCGGUACGUCGUGUUCCCAGAAUGCAACGGUCCAAAUGCAGCCGGGAUUAAUGAUUCAGGUCGAAGGAAAUAUGCUCUCUCAGGUUCAGCUCUACGAAGACUUUGCAAAGUCUCGAGCCAAGGCCAGCGUGGAGGACAGCAUCUCUGCAGCCUCCAGUGAGGAAGAGGAGAAGCCCAAGCUGAAGGCUACGGGUCACGUCUUCCAGGCGCUGCAGUACCUGCGGAAGCUCUGCAACCACCCGAACCUGGUUCUGACGCCGCAGCAUCCGGAGUACAAACGCAUCACUGAGCAGCUGGCGUGUCAGAACUCCAACCUGCGCGACAUUCAGCAUGCGCCGAAGCUCUCUGCUCUCAAACAGCUGCUGCUAGAUUGCGGUCUUGGCGGCGGCGGAGGAGCGGAAGGCGGGACGGAGGCGGUGGUGGCGCAGCAUCGCGUCCUCAUCUUCUGUCAGCUGAAGAGCAUGCUGGACAUCGUGGAGCACGACUUGCUGAAGCCCAAACUGCCCACCGUCACCUACUUGCGGCUGGACGGCAGCGUGCCGGCCGGCCAGCGCCACUCCAUCGUCUCCAGGUUUAACAACGAUCCCUCCAUUGAUGUGUUGCUGCUCACCACCCAUGUAGGUGGUCUGGGUUUGAACCUCACCGGCGCAGACACUGUGGUGUUUGUCGAGCACGACUGGAACCCCAUGAGGGACCUGCAGGCCAUGGACCGCGCCCAUAGAAUAGGACAGAAACGGGUGGUGAACGUUUACAGGCUGAUCACGCGAGGCACGCUGGAGGAGAAGAUCAUGGGACUGCAGAAAUUCAAGAUGAGCAUCGCCAACACCAUCAUCAACCAGGAGAACACCAGCAUGCAGAGCAUGGGCACAGACCAGCUGCUCAACCUCUUCACUCUGGACAAGGACGACAAGAGUGACAAAGGAGAGCAUUCGUCAUCGACCUCAGGAAAGGCGUCCAUAAAGUCGGUGUUGGACGGUCUUGGGGAACUGUGGGACCAGCAGCAGUACGACUCGGAGUACAACCUGGACAGCUUCAUGAACUCGUUGCACUAGCACUGUUAGGACUCCGUUCAGUCAUCUGCAGGCCAAGCAGGACCUGGCCUGACCUGGCCAGGAGGGGAAAAUAAUAAAAAUGGAUCAGGGUUACAGUAGAAGUCAAACACAACCAGAUCAGGAACUGUUUGUACAUUUUAAUGCUCUUAAUUUGAAAGGUCUGGAGGAACAGAGCUGCUCCAAGACUCGGUCCUCUUCCAGAACUUUUUGAACCCGACCGUCACAGACCAGUAAACCAGAGCAAGCGACAAACAUCUCCAGUGUUGAAUUGCGUCGUCGUCAGUGGGUGCUGCUCUCACCUUUCAAGCACAUGUAUAAUAAUUAUAGCUCUAAUUUAUAUCCGUGGCAGCAGGAACUCGCUCUCUUCGCACUUCACCUUCCAGAGGAUAUUCAGUGUUAGCUGCUUGUGCAACAUGUCACAAAGUCUUAAACUGAGCCCUGCCUGUCAGCUCUUCUCUGACUGAUGGAAACCCCCACAGUUUGGAUCACAAAGGGAACCCAGGUGGCUGUGACGAGCCGCGGCGCCGAGCCCAGACUGGUACCUGAAAACUUGGCCCAAAGUGUUUUAAAAAGGAACUGUAGACUUGUACAUAUUUCUCCAACUGCUGCUUUUUCUUUAUGAUAGUGGAAUUGUAAUAAAUUCUGAAAACCUUGAA